Adineta ricciae is the source of this 1971-nucleotide messenger RNA. The record is from the annotation of a GenBank genome assembly. Lineage: Eukaryota; Metazoa; Rotifera; Eurotatoria; Adinetida; Adinetidae.
AUGUAUCGAACAUUGGUUCGUCGUAGUUCAACCUACGCGAGUGUCUAUAGGUCAAGUAUUGAACAUCCUGAAAGAUUUUGGAGCGAACAUGCACAUAAAGUUUUCUGGUUUAAAAAAUGGAAAUCUGUUUAUAAUAAAGAUAACUUAAUUCGACCACACUGGUUCGAUGGUGGACAGUUAAACAUGACUUACAAUUGUCUGGAUCGACAAAUUCCAAAGCAUGGCGAUCAAGCUGCUAUUAUACAUGACUCGGCAAUGACAAAGAAAGUAACUCGGGUAACAUAUAAACAACUUUUACAAGAAGUGAAAACAUUGGCAAAUGUUUUGAGUAAAAAAUAUGGAGUGAAGAAAGGCGAUGUGGUAUUAAUCUACAUGCCAAUGAUUCCACAAGCAAUUACUGCGAUGUUAGCUUGUGCUCGUAUUGGUGCUAUACAUACAGUGGUCUUCGGAGGAUUCAGUUCAAGCGAAUUAGCUGUUCGAAUCAAACAUUCUCAACCGAAGGUUUUAAUUUCAGUCAAUGCGGGUUUCGAACCUCAACGUGUGCUUAACUAUAAACAGAUUGUUGAUGAUGCAAUCAAAAAAUGUGAUCUCAAUAAUGAUUCAAUCAAGUGUAUCAUAUAUAAUCGACCAGAAGAGAAGAACGCAAAUUUAAUUUCGGGACGAGAUCAGGAUUGGAAUGAUGCAAUAGCGAGUGCACGUGAUAUUCAAGAUUGUCAACCCGUAGAAGCAAACCACCCACUUUAUUUACUCUAUACAUCAGGUACAACUGGUACUCCCAAAGCAAUUGUUCGUCCGACGGGUGGUUAUGCUGUUAUGUUACAAUGGACAAUGAAAUAUCUAUACAAUGUUCAUCCCGGAGAAGUUUGGUGGUCAGCUGCUGAUCUUGGAUGGGUUGUGGGUCAUUCCUACGGAUGUUAUGGUCCGUUAUUAAACGGAUCAACAACGGUCAUAUAUGAAGGCAAACCAGUCGGUACACCGGAUGCUUCAGCAUUCUUUCGUGUCAUUGAUGAACAUAAAGCUGUCGGCUCAUUUUGGUCGCCAACAGCAUUACGAAUCAUUCGUCAAAAUGAUCCAGACAAUACGCUUUCAACUAAAUAUCCGAUGAGACAUCUUCGAAGUUUGUUUGUCGCAGGUGAACAUUGUGAUCGUGAUACUUUAUUAUGGGCACGCGAGGUUUUUGGUCAUAGACCAGUCGUUGAUCAUUAUUGGCAAACAGAAACAGGUGCACCUGUUACAGCAGUUUGUCUUGGCCUCGAUAAACAUCCAGAUCUUGGUCCACCAGGUUGUGCUGGGCGUCCAUGUCCUGGCUACAAUCUUCAUUUAUUUUCUUCGGAUGCAGCGUCUGUCGAAGAAGAUGAAUGUUCAAAUGACGAAUUAGGUCGCAUUGUCAUUAAACUUCCAUUACCUCCCGGUUGUUUCACAACGUUAUGGAAAAACGAUGAUCUCUUUCAUGACACUUAUUUCAGCCGUUAUCCGGGCUAUUAUGAUACAAUGGAUGUUGGAAUAAGAACACCCGAUGGGUUUAUUGAAACAUCAUCUCGUGCUGAUGAUGUUUUAAAUGUGGCAGGUCAUCGUCUAUCAGGUGGACAUAUUGAACAAGCUAUUGUCGAAAGUGGAAAAGUUUCUGAAUGUGCAGUUAUUGGAUUAAAAGAUGAAGUCAAAGGUCAACAACCAUUUGCUUUUGUUGUUUUAAACAAAGCGGAAGAGAAAACUGAUCCAACGCAACUUGAAAAAGCAAUCGUAGCUGCUGUUCGACAAGAAAUUGGUCCUGUGGCUGCAUUCAAAAAGUUUGUUGCAGUGAAACGUUUGCCAAAAACUCGCUCAGGAAAAAUCGCACGAAAUACAUUAAAUUCUCUACUCAACGGCAAAUCAUUUCGAAUUCCAAGCACUAUUGAGGAUGCUACUGUAUAUGAUGAUUUACGCAAAGAAUUAAUACAAGCUGGUUAUACAAAUCUCGGCGAAGGAAAUUAA